GACAAAAAUUUAAAUUAAAAUCACAAAAAGAAACGAUUGAGCAAAAUGGGGUGUGUGUGCAUAUGUGUUGGUGUGUCUGCAUGACACCAAAUCACUGGAAGAGACUCACAAAACCUCUACCUCAAAAUUUCUCAUUUAAAACAAAGCCAAGUUGGGAGAAAAUAUUCAUAUCAAGUGGCCAUGGGGGUGGAUUGAAUUUCCCUUUUUCUUCCUCUCCUACUCCUUUAUCUAUCUCUCUGCUUCAAAACUUUCUUUUUCAUGCAAGUUUUCACCUUUUAGCCUCUCUUCUCUAUAUUUCUCUGCACACAAUUCAAAUUCCCUUGCCUUUGAGUUUUGAGAUUGGGGACAACAAUUCAAGGACUCAAAUUGCAUGUGGGUUUUCCAGAAUUCUGAUGGAGUUCUAAGUUUUUGAGUCAAGAAGCCAAAGGAAACACUCACUCACUCACUCCCUCCCAUCUCACCCACAAACAAACAAACACUUAUAUAGAGAGGUUUUGCUAUAAGACAUGGCAGCACCUUUUUCUUCAGCAUCUCUCUUUGGAAUCAGAGAAGAGGAUCAGAAUCAGAUGAAGCAGCAGCAUUCCUCAACAACAACACCAUCAUCCUCAUCAACUCCAGCUGCACCACCACCCCAGAAGAAAAGAAGAAACCAACCUGGAACACCAAAUCCAGAUGCUGAGGUGAUAGCACUAUCUCCGAAGACUCUAAUGGCAACAAACAGGUUUAUAUGCGAAGUGUGCAAUAAAGGGUUCCAAAGGGAGCAAAACCUACAGCUCCACAGAAGAGGACACAAUCUGCCUUGGAAGCUGAAGCAGAAGAGUAACAAAGAGCCAAAGAGAAAGGUUUAUCUGUGUCCUGAGCCCACAUGUGUUCAUCACGACCCUUCAAGGGCUCUCGGAGAUCUCACUGGCAUCAAAAAACACUACUCUCGCAAACACGGUGAGAAGAAGUGGAAGUGUGACAAAUGCUCCAAAAAAUAUGCUGUUCAAUCAGAUUGGAAGGCACACUCCAAAACCUGUGGCACCAGAGAGUAUAGAUGUGACUGUGGCACCCUCUUCUCCAGACGUGACAGUUUCAUCACUCACAGAGCCUUUUGUGAUGCAUUGGCACAAGAAAGUGCAAGAGAGCCACCCAAUUUGAGCAGUGCCAUUGGGAACCAACUAUUUGGAAACAGUAACAACAUGUCCUUAGGCUUAUCUCAGAAUUUGGGUUCUCAGAUCCCUUCAAUCCAUGACCAAAACGCCCAACCCAGUGACCUAUUACGUUUUGGUGGUGCACCAAGGACUGGUCCAUUUGACCACAUUCUCCCACCAAACAUGGCCUCACCCUUCAGACACUGCUCACACCAAACCAUGCAACUGCAAAACCCUCCAUUCUUCAUGCCAGAACCAAACCAAAACCAAAACCAGAACUACCAUGAUCACCAACAAGGGUUAAUCUCAAACAAGCCAUUCCAAGGAAUGAUACAACUAUCUGAUCUCAACAACAGCAACACCCCUGCUGCCUCCAACCUCUUCAACCUUCCCUUUCUAUCCAACCGAGGCCACACCCCAAACUUCUCCGAGGAACACCACUUCAACCCUACAGAAGCCUCAAAUUUCUUCACAGAAGGCACCAUAAUCGGCACCGAUCACCAAACAAGCUCCACUGCCCCUUCUCUUUUCAGCACCGCUCUUCAGAACAGCACCAACAUGUCUCACAUGUCAGCAACUGCACUGCUCCAAAAAGCUGCUCAAAUGGGUGCUGCAAGUUCCAGCACCAACAACAGUGCCUCCUCUCUUUUAAGAAGCCUUGCAUCCAAAUCUGAUCACGGGCCACUCAUCGCUGCUGCAAACUACAGCACCAUCUUGAACUCCAGCGUGCAAGACAUGAUCACCCUUCCCGGGUUCGAAGCAUAUGAUCAUGGCAUCUCUAACAAGGAACCAAAACUCAGCGUUGGAGGCUCUGAUAGACUCACCAGGGAUUUUCUAGGAGUUGCACAGCAACAACAACAACAACGUGGAUUUAACUUGAGCUCUUUGGAAGCAGAGACAAACAAUGCGGCGCCGUCAGGUCAAUCUUUCGGAGGUGGAGCAAACUUUCAGUGAACAAGUACGAUAAGGAAUGUGAACUUGAUCCAUUCAAAAAAGUGCAUCUAUUUGGAUCUUCGGGAGCAGCAUAUUUGGAGUUUCUGUAUAGAACGAGCUAGUUUCAAGAUUUUCAAACAGUUGAAAAUUGACUUCUUCCUUACAUCAUCGUACUUUGAAAAAAGCAUAGACAAAUUGGUAUUAGGAUAUUCCAAACAAAACUUGUUUCGAAAUUUUCAUGGUUUAACUUAAUUAGUAGAUUUUUCUAUAUAUUAGACAAUGCUUUUGAUAUGAAUAAUAGUCAUAUAUCUACAUAUAUUAUUUAUAGUUUUAGUAUCAUCUA
Molecule: messenger RNA, 2409 nt
Organism: Vigna unguiculata (cowpea)
Lineage: Eukaryota; Viridiplantae; Streptophyta; Magnoliopsida; Fabales; Fabaceae
Product: protein indeterminate-domain 5, chloroplastic-like
Cellular component (GO): nucleus
Molecular function (GO): DNA-binding transcription factor activity
Source: RefSeq, a predicted model, not a curated record